Messenger RNA from Cryptomeria japonica (Japanese cedar), 666 nucleotides. RefSeq lists its product as uncharacterized. NCBI's taxonomy places the organism in Eukaryota, Viridiplantae, Streptophyta, Pinopsida, Cupressales, Cupressaceae. The record is from RefSeq and is a predicted model, not a curated record. Bases 1 to 666 code for a protein of 221 amino acids. The transcript is spliced from 2 exons.
AUGUUGGAAAAUGAAGCAAUCAAAUAUGCAGCAUUACAUCUUGAUGGUGUAGCACAUGAAUGGUGGCACCAUGGGCAGGUAACCUUGGGUCAUAAUCAGAUUGUUACAUAUGUUGAAUUCACUGAGAAACUUAUUGAUAGAUUUGACUCUAAAGAUCCUGAACUUCAUCUUAAAGAUUUAACUCAGCUUAAGCAAUUUGGAACUGCUAAACAAUACAUUUCUGAAUUUGAAAAAUUGGUAGUUUUAGUAACUGAAAUUUCAGAAAGACAUAAAAUUGUGAUAUUCAUAGAUGGAUUGUCUGAUUCGCUCAAAGGACACAGAUGUUCGGGAAAGGGAAAAAUUCAUUACAUUGAGGUUAUGUUAGAUAGUGAUGAUGAAGAGAAUGUUGAUCCUAAUAUAGAAACUAUACCACAGAACACAGAAUCAGGGACAAGCACUAAACAUGGAGAAGGGGUAAUUGCAUUUAUGAUAGGAACACCUCAUUAUAAUAUUUUCAUAGUUAGAGGAGUUUUGAAUGGGCAGCGUGUGGUUGUCAUGCUUGAUAGUGGUUCUACUCAUAAUUUUAUAGAUGCAGCUCUUGUGGAAAAAUGUGGAUCGCAAACUGAAAAACAUGAAGGUUUUGAUGUUAGAGUUGUAGGUGGAACUAAUUUGUCCAGUACUCAUUAA